AUGAUCGACACCGGAGCGACCAACACACUUAUAACACAACAAGCUCUUCCUUCAACCCGCCAUAAGAAAUAUCUUAGUAAUUAUUCGUGGAAAUUAUAUCAAGCAGAUGGGCAAACACCACUUGAAGUUCUCGGAGUCGUCCCGCUUCAAAUUAAAAUUAACUCAACAACUACAGACAUAUCUGCUUAUGUUGUAAAACGUCUUUGUGCUCCUUGUCUUCUUGGUCAAGACUACAUUAACAAAUAUCAAAUGAAAAUUGAUGCAGGAUCACAAACAAUUACCAUCAUUCAAAAUAAAAUAACAACUACAACCAACAUUAUCAAACAUCAGUGUCCAUUUCAUCUGAUAAAUUCAACUGCAGAAACUUCUAUAGAUAAUCUUCUCCACCAUCGUAAAGACGACGUUCAAAGAUCUACAUUAAAACAAACAUUUCUUCCAUAUGCUAAGAUAUUUGAUAUCUCGAAACCAACUAUUGCGAACACUAUGAUUAAACAUGCAAUCAACACAAUAGAGCACCCACCACCUUGCUCGAAAUCUUAUCAAUUUUCAUAUGAAAAAAGAGAUGCUUUGUAUAACAUCGUCAGAUCGUUAAUCGAAUCUGGUCAUGUGAGAGAAUCUAAUUCAUCGUAUGCUUCUCCCGCAAUUUUGGUAGAAAAGAAAGAUAAAAGUUGGAGAUUAGUCAUCGAUUAUAAGAAACUUAAUGCCAUCACAAUCAAAGACGAGUUUCCCCUUCCGAACAUGGAGGACACUCUACAGGAAGUGGGAAACGGAUUUGCAUUCUUUUCAAAACUGGAUUUAAAAUCCGGCUUUUGGCAAUUACCGAUUGACCCAAAAGAUCGUCACAAAACGGCAUUUAAAACUCCAUUUGGCCUUUUUGAAUGGAAUGUUCUUCCACAAGGACUCAAGAACUCGCCUCCAACAUUUCAAAGAGUAAUGACAAAAUUACUUGAACCCUGUAGAAAGAACUGUUUAGUUUAUAUUGAUGAUCUAAUAAUCUUUUCCAAAACAUUUGAAGAACAUGUUCAACACCUUAAUCAAGUUCUUUCAUUACUUCAUCAAUCAAAUUUUCAAUUAAACCCUGCCAAAUGCCAGAUUGCCAGAAAUGAAAUAAAUUAUUUAGGCCACCAUAUUAACCAAUCAGGAAUAUCUCCACUUCCUGAAAAAAUCUCAUCAAUCGUUCAAUUAAAAGCAAAUAAAUUUGUUGGCGCUUUAUCAUGGUAUAGAAAGUUCAUACCACAAUUUGCAACGACAGCAGCUCCAAUUCACGCCGUUACGAAUCUACCAAAAAAUCUGAGAUACAAAUUCAAAUGGGAACCAGAACAAUCCACUUCUUUUCAUGAACUCAAAAAACUACUCACCGAAGCACCUCUAUUUUUAAAUUUUUCCGUAGAUAAACAUCCUAUAAUUUUAACAACGGAUGCAUCUUUAAUUGGAAUCACCGGAAUUCUACAACAAGAAAUACAUGAGGAAAUGCAUAAUUUGUAUUAUCACAGUCAGCUCAUUAAUUCAACACAAAGAAGAUAUGACACUGGUGCAAAAGAAGCUCUUGCAAUUGUUUUAUCAAUUAAACGAAUGAGACAAUAUUUACUUGGACGCGAUAUCAUUAUAUACACUGAUUAUUAUCCACUUUGCGGAAUGCAAAAUAAAACUCUCCGUAAUACGUUGGCCAACAGAAUCUCAAUUUUAUUGCAAGAGUAUAACAUUAUUCAAAUUAUUCCAUAUUCAAGGAAAGAAAAAUUGUCUACCGGACUAUUGCAAACAAGAAGAGCUCAACAAGAGCAAACUACUGAAACAUCUCCAAAUGAUUCCACUUCUGAUCAAGAUUCAAUCGAUUUAAACUCUAAUCAAAAAUUCAAUUGUAAUAAAUUUGAUAUCAGACAGCUGAAAAUCGAACAGGAUAAAGAGUCUACCAUUAAAUUAAAAAUAGAUCAAUUGAAGAAAGAUCCCAAUAAAAUCGAUUUUGUCCUCAAAGAUGAUAUUUUGUAUAAGCUCGUUCAGCCUAAAUAUUCUAUAUGUAAAAAACCUGUUCCGUAUAUACCACCAUCAAUGAUUGCGCUUUUACUUGAAGCUUCCCAUAAUGAUCCGCUUUCUGGUCAUUUUGCUACUCAUGGUACACUAGCAAAAUUAAAACAUCAAUUCUGGUGGCCAGAUAUCAAAUCUUCUGUUGAGAAAUAUAUUAAAUCUUGUUCUAAAUGUCAACAAUUUAACAUAUCUAAAAAAAAAAAGCCAGGUUAUUUGAAAACAAUAUCAUCACCAGACGGCCCAUUCCAGAUCACUGCAAUUGAUUACGUAGGACCGUUAAAUCGUUCUCCUUCUGAAAAUCGUUAUGUUCUUGCCAUCACGGAUUUAUUUACCAGAUGGAUCACCGCCGUAGCUCUUCCGAGCAGCACGACUGCAGUGACUGCAGAAGCAAUUUUCAAACAUUAUAUUUGCCAUUAUGGAGUUCCUGUCACUAUUUUAUCUGACCAUGGUUCACAUUUUCGUAAUCAACUACUUCAAGCUUUAGAGCGCAAAAUUGGCAUUCAUCAUAUAUUUUCCUCGCCAUAUCAUCCACAAUCUAAUGGAAUGAUAGAGAGAUUUAAUGCCAUCUUUAUUCCACAAAUAGCUAAAUUACAAGACUCGGAAUACAACAACUGGGAUGAGUUUUUGGAUCCGGUGGUAUUCGCCUAUAACACUGGCGUUCAUUCGUCCACCAAGUUCUCACCAUAUGAGCUA
This is a messenger RNA of Didymodactylos carnosus, 2715 nucleotides long. NCBI's taxonomy places the organism in Eukaryota, Metazoa, Rotifera, Eurotatoria, Philodinida, Philodinidae. The record is from the annotation of a GenBank genome assembly.